AGUGCGAUCGGUUAAAUAGAGUUACUUGCCCUUGCCGUCCAGGACGCUCCGCCAUGUUAAAUUUUUCUGCUGACAAACAGUAAAGUUUAGACAUGAAAUUGAAAAGAUUUUUGCUUAGAUACUAUCCUCCGGGAAUUAUACUGGAGUAUGAACAAGGUGGGAAUAUAAAAACAAAGUCAAUAGAUUUACUAGAUUUGAAACCAGAAACAGAUGUGGAUGCUGUUGUAGACGAGAUAGCAAGAAAGGAGGCAUUAAUUACAGCAUCAAAAACUGAACAAGUCAGAAAACUCAUCGGACGGUUACAAGAGAAACUUGCCAUAAAAGAUGAACACCAUUUUUAUUUGUUUAAAGUGCUAAGAGCACAUAUACUGCCCCUCACAAAUGUGGCCUUCAAUAAAUCUGGAUCAAGUUUUAUCACAGGAAGUUAUGAUCGAACAUGUAAAAUAUGGGACACAGCCUCGGGGGAAGAGUUACAUACUCUAGAGGGACACAGAAAUGUAGUGUAUGCAAUAGCCUUCAAUAAUCCAUAUGGGGAUAAAAUAGCUACUGGUUCAUUUGACAAGACGUGUAAAUUAUGGAGCUUUGAAUCAGGAAAGUGUUAUCAUACGUUCAGAGGCCAUACUGCUGAAAUUGUAUGUUUAAGUUUUAACCCACCAAGUACAAUGAUUGCUACUGGAAGUAUGGACACCACAGCAAAACUCUGGGAUAUACAGACUGGACAGGAAGUGGCGUCUUUAAAUGGUCAUUCUGCUGAGAUUAUCUCCCUUUCUUUCAACUCGUCGGGAUCCCAGUUGAUUACUGGCUCAUUUGAUCAUACAGUUAUGGUGUGGGACGUCAUCAGUGGAAAGAGAAUACAUACUUUAAUUGGACACAGAGCAGAAAUAAGCAGUGCCCAGUUCAAUUAUGACUGUUCCUUGAUAGCUACAGGAUCCAUGGAUAAAACUUGUAAAAUAUGGGAGACAAACCAUGGUACAUGUGUAGGAACUUUACGAGGCCAUGAGGAUGAAGUCCUUGACGUGGCAUUUGAUAUGACGGGACAGUAUUUAUUGACGGCCUCUGCUGAUGGGACAGCACGGUGCUACAAUGCCACAACUCAUACACUCAUCUCAAAGUUCGAAGGUCAUGAAGGUGAAAUUUCAAAAAUAACAUUUAAUCCACAAGGUACUUCAGUUUUAACAGCUAGUUCUGACAAGACGGCACGACUGUGGGAUCCCGAGACUGGCGAGUGUAAACAAAUUCUUGAAGGACAUACUGAUGAAAUAUUCAGCUGUGCAUUCAAUUAUGAAGGAAAUACAGUUAUAACAGGAAGUAAAGAUAAUACAUGCCGAAUAUGGAGAUGAGGGUAGGAAAAGUAAAGUAACUCCGCCCCUAGUCAGCAUUUUAAAUUUCAAAAGUUGAUGUUGAAAAAGUCAUUGAAGAUCAUCUUCCCUGGGUGAGACUCACGGAACACGUUAAUGAAAUUAUCAGCAACAUCUGUCGAACUAAAAAAAUACAAUGAAAUCUUUUUGUCUACUACGUUUGAAAAGAAUUGAUUUUUAUGUUUUUGUAACAUAAAUGAAAUCAACUGUCUAUGAUAAACUAGAGAAUUCUGCUUUUUACAGAAAUCAUGAAAUGAUUUUAUAUGCGUGUAAUACAGCAUAAAUAGUGCCGAUGUUAAACAUGGCUUCCAUUUUUAGUUUUUCACAAAAAUCAGCUUGAAAACAUACACAGAGAAAACACUAUAUCAAAAUUAGGGAGCAUAUCAUAAAUGCUUGUUGUGACUUUGUAUAUUUAUAUAGAAACAAAAGUAAGCCAGUAAAGUUCAGGCUAAAAUGCAUUUUUAAGCUUUUUUAUAUGCAUUUCCACAAUGCUAGCUGUUUAGAACAUUAAGAUGUAACGGCAUUGGGAAUAGGUAGUCCUGUGCUUGUGUCCAAAGAGGGAUAUGAAGUCCUGUAGAAAAAAGUAUUAAAUAUGAAAGCAAUAAUGCAAUUGAGAACAAUAAUUCAUGAAUUGUCAUUUAUGUUUGAUUUGUUUUUUUCACAGAUUGACUGUUGUAUUUGCUUGUAUCUAAUGGUUGUAUUAAUUGAUCAUUAUGUUUUUGCUUAAAUUAUAUUUAUUGUACGAGUGAUUGUAUAUGGUUUGUAGCAAAAGGGUGGUACAAGGGUUGUUGGUGUUAGGUAAAGUAGCUACCAUGGUGGAUUUGUUGUCCUGAAACCUACAUUAUUGAAGAGAAACUCACCUAUGUCUAUCAUGCAAGUCUGGAGCCUUAAUUAUUGAAGAGAAAUACUCCUAAGUCUAUCACACUAGAUUUGGUGUCCUUGAGCCUAAGUUAUCAAAGAGAAACACUUCUAUAUCUGCCGCAGUAGAUUUUGUGCCCUGGAGCCUUAAUUGUUGAAGAGAAAUACUCCUAAGUCUAUCACAAAAUACAAGAAACUUUAUUUAACAUUGGAUAUUGCAAAUAAAUAACAUUAGCUUAAAACUAUUUCCCGGCAAACAGUGGUAAAGCAAUAACAAACUAAAAGCAGCUGUAAGGGAAAACACACAGUUAAAGCAAGGCAUAAAAGGUAAGGGAAGUAACCCUGUUACAGUAGAUAUUACUUUUACACCCGAGGUAUUAAGACGCUGUCUACCCUUGUACCAAACCCUUUUGAAUUAAAUGUUUUAUUUUUCAUGCUCAAUUCAUGUACACAUUCCUUUUCAUCAUCAUGUGUUUCCGUCCUACUUCUAGAUGUCAUAUUUACAUAUAUUUACAAUAUUUUUACCAAAUGUUAUACAUAUGAAAACAUUCCAUAAAGUUUCUUGAUUUUCCAUUCUGUGAACAGUAUUUAUUUACAUUGGUAAAUUGUAUGCUUAACAUUAUAGAAUAUCUUUAUUGUAAAAAUAUCUUUUUCAUAUAUAAUCAUGAUAAUUUAUUAAAUGUUUAAAGCCGUCCACUGGGUUUACAGCCAAAAAGUACGAGUUUUAUUGUACUUGCCUAUUUUUCACCAAAUUUUUACCAAGGUGAUCAUACUAUAUUAGUCCCAAUUUUUUCUGGUCUCGAUUUGAUGUUGUCUUGCAACUUUAUGGUUCAUAAAACAUCAUAGUAUCUUUAUACAUGUAGUUCAUGUUUUUCAAUUAUAGAAGUUUGUGUGGAGAUGUUGUGAGAAGCUUUAUCAUGUAGAAAAAAAAAAUAGAAAUGAACAUCUAAAGCAGUGAUCUCAGUUCAGUUUAAGUGUAUAUUACAUUGCCGUCAUAGUCUUUAUUAAAUUGGACCAUCUUAACAUCAAGAUUUCUGCAGUGUUUCAUCAAGGAUCUGUAAAUAUCCGGUAAAAAAUGAUGAAAUGAAAACUAUUUUAUAGUGAAAACUGGGUAGUUCGGUUUUAGUUACAAAAUCUGCCAAUAUUAUAAUAAUGAAAAAGGUAACACAAUCAAACUUCAUUUGCUCUAACUUGCAUAAUUCCCGGAAGAGUCUCUGUAUAAUGUCGAUGGCUCCAUCUACUGAUAACUGCUGGAACAAAUUUUUCUGGUCCCGUCAACUUGGAGUGAAUAAUGUUUGACUGAACUUAAAUAUAAUACUUGCAAAAAAAAAUGUCAAUAAUUUUAACAUGAAACCAAUAUUAGUGGAAUAUAACAUAACAGGAUAAAAUCUAAUUAUUACAUACUCGUUUCUAUUCCCCAUUAAGUUACAAUUGUACUGGAAACGUCAAUAAUUUUCCAUACACCAACGCCUAAAUUUUGUACCGGGUGAAUAACGUAAUGUGUGUCGUUGCAUUAAUUUAUUUAUUUAGUUCAGUAUUGUCAGUCUUAUUCAGGUUAUUGAACAAAUUCAUAAUAUUUACGUUACAUUUAUACAUAUAUAAAAAGGUUAUUAUCUUUGCAUUGGAAAAUAUGCACUCAUUCUUUAGCGGAAGAAUAUUGCGCUCCUAAAGUCGUGCAAUAUUUCAACUGCAGAUCUCGUGCAUAUUUCCCCCAUAAAAUCUAAU
Messenger RNA from Mercenaria mercenaria, 3941 nucleotides. RefSeq names its product dynein assembly factor with WDR repeat domains 1-like. The record is from RefSeq and is a predicted model, not a curated record. Lineage: Eukaryota; Metazoa; Mollusca; Bivalvia; Venerida; Veneridae. The coding region runs from base 93 to 1340 and encodes 415 amino acids. The transcript is spliced from 13 exons. Gene Ontology annotation, molecular function: protein binding.